Nymphaea colorata (pocket water lily) is the source of this 1555-nucleotide messenger RNA. RefSeq names its product E3 ubiquitin-protein ligase RING1-like. The transcript is spliced from 2 exons. Bases 152 to 1234 code for a protein of 360 amino acids. Lineage: Eukaryota; Viridiplantae; Streptophyta; Magnoliopsida; Nymphaeales; Nymphaeaceae. Gene Ontology annotation, biological process: protein ubiquitination. The record is from RefSeq and is a predicted model, not a curated record. Gene Ontology annotation, molecular function: ubiquitin protein ligase activity. Gene Ontology annotation, cellular component: cytoplasm.
CACCCGCGAGUCGCCUCGACCUCUGCUGCGAUCUUUCGCACCAAAAUCAGCCUCUCUCUCUCUCUCUCUCUCUCUCUCUCUCUCUCUCUCUUUCUGUCCUCUUUCCUUCUUGUCGUUGAUUAUUUUUUCCGGCGAUAGGAAGAAAUUGUCGAUGUCGUCCAUCGCCGGUGCCACCUUCCCGGGGGCGGCGCAAUCUUUCUGGUGCCAUCAGUGCAGCGGCACGGUCACCAUCACCCCUUCCCUCUCGGGCGAGCUUCUCUGCCCUAACUGCUACGGCGGUUUCGUCGAGGAGAUCGACUCCGUCCCCAACCCUAACCCCAGCCCCGUUCCCCACCCCUUUGCUCAGAGCCCCUUCUUCUUCAAUCUCCAAGAGCACUUCUCCUCCCCCGUGGCCACGGCCGGCAUAGGCGGUGGAGGAGCGUCGCCAUUCGCUGCGAGUCUUGCCGGCUUCCCGCUCGUAUUCUCCUCCUCCGGGAGUAUUGAUCUGUCUGGCGAGAUGUCCCCCAGAUCCACCCCCUCCGGCCCGGACCCGGACGUCUUCAACCCCUUCCUCUUCCUCCAGAAUUAUCUCCAGAACCUGAUCGCUGGUGGUGCAAACAUCCAGUUCGUCCUUGAGAACCACCCCGGUGAGGGCGGGGGCAUCCGAUUGCCUGCUAACCUCGGCGAUUACUUCAUAGGCCCAGGUCUCGAGCAGCUUAUCCAGCAGCUGGCGGAGAAUGACCCUAAUCGAUAUGGCACUCCUCCGGCGGCGAAGUCGGCGGUUGAGGCGUUGCCGGACAUAACAAUUACACAACAGCUCCUUAAAACGGAUUUGGCGCAAUGUGCUGUCUGCAAGGAUGAUUUCGAGAUUGGUUCUGCGGCGAAGCAGAUGCCUUGCAAGCACAUAUAUCACGCUGAUUGCAUCCUUCCUUGGUUGGAGUUGCAUAAUUCUUGUCCCGUAUGCCGAUAUGAGCUCCCGACCGAUGAUCCUGAUUACGAACAAAGGACAAGGAGCGGGCAGACGCCGGCAACAGGUGGACCUGGAUCUACGGGAGUAUCUUCACAGCCAGGCACGCCAGGCACACCAGGUCGAAGGUUUAGGAUAUCUCUACCCUUGCCUUGGCCGUUUAGAAAUUCUGGUUCGCAGGCAGAAACUAGCAACAGUGGUGAAGGAAGGAACACAGAGGGUGGUGGGAGUAGAAGUUCCGGUAAUCGAGAUAUGAACUCAGAAACCAGGCAGGAGGACCUAGAUUGAUGAUGAGAGGAAAAGGGCUGGAGGGCGAUCAUAUUUGAUGUGGAUGAUGCUAGUAUUGAAUUUUGCAUGGUUUUCCCUGUUUUAUCAUUUUUUUUAAUUCAUAGAGAGCAUCAUCAACGGCGAGAUUGGCAAACAUCAACUGUGAAGAUCAAUUUCUAUUUCUUGAGUUACAGUGAAUGUAAUCCCUGAAGAUCAUUUUGUAUUUGUUGAGUUAAUGCUUUCCCCUCUCUUUAUGGUGAUACACUUGUGUCAAUAUCUAUUAUACAUGAAUUUUUAACAGUUAAAUCUUGUAUAUGCAACAACCACCUCGUGUUAUUUUCA